Paramecium octaurelia is the source of this 516-nucleotide messenger RNA. The record is from the annotation of a GenBank genome assembly. NCBI's taxonomy places the organism in Eukaryota, Ciliophora, Oligohymenophorea, Peniculida, Parameciidae.
AUGCCAUUAAAAAGUAUGUCUCGAUAAAUUAGGAUUUUUAAAUACUCAUCUUCACCAAUACGAAAAUUAUUUUUUCAUUAUGAAACUAUGAUAGGAAUAUAUAAAAUCGGAUUUAUGGGGGAGUUAAGAUUUAUUUUUUGGAAGAAAAGAUAAUUAACAGCAUAUUUAUUAGAUGGUCAACCUGUUAAAUAAUCAUUAAAUCAAUUUUCUAAUUUUAGUGUUAAGACUUCCUUAUUCUAAGAAUUUAUUAGCAAAUUCUUCUUAAAGAACACGAAGAAAGAAUGUGUUGGCAUUACAUCGCUAUUUGUAAGAAAUUAUUACAUAGUUAUAGUGAUUAAAGAAGAUUCAGUAGUAGAUUAAGGCAUAUUGCCGAAUAUAGGAAUCUUGUUGUUAUGUCUGAAUAGAAAAGAAGAUGUGACAAUUAAUUUAUACUAACUAUUUAAAGAUGAAAGGAUUUGUACCUUCUAAAUACUUAAAGCUAUAAGACUCAUUCGAAAGUUAUUAUGCUUGAAGUGA